This is a messenger RNA of Phragmites australis (common reed), 3000 nucleotides long. Its product is annotated as auxin response factor 7-like. Bases 449 to 2464 code for a protein of 671 amino acids. Gene Ontology annotation, molecular function: DNA binding; protein binding. NCBI's taxonomy places the organism in Eukaryota, Viridiplantae, Streptophyta, Magnoliopsida, Poales, Poaceae. Gene Ontology annotation, cellular component: nucleus. The record is from RefSeq and is a predicted model, not a curated record. The transcript has 14 exons. Gene Ontology annotation, biological process: response to hormone; regulation of DNA-templated transcription.
UCUUUCUCCCCGCGGGGAAAAGUCCCCCGGAAACCCGCACAAACGUCUCAGUUGCUCCUCGGCCUCUGCCGCUCCUGUCCAACGCUUCGCGCUACAGCUGCCCAACCAACCCGGCCGGAGCAGCAAAGCACCAACACAUCCUGAGCUCCCCACCUCACGCUUCCUCCCGCCUUCUCGCUCCCGCCUCCGCCGCCGCCUCUUCCGCGCCGCGGGCUCCCGGCCGAGCUGCGGUCUUUGAAACGCCCCGCCCUCCACCACGCUAGCGAGUGAGAUCUCAGGGCUCCCCGCCUCUGGCUCUUCUGGAUUACGCGCGGCUCUAACGGACGGCUACCUCGGUGGUGCUGCGGGGCCAGAUCUGCGGAGCGGGGCAUGGGGUGACCGGAUCGGAGCGCGGCUCAGUGUUCUCCGGCUGAAUUCUGCUCGGGGCUUCGUCUCGGAGGCCGCGGAGAUGGCAAACCCCGGCGCCGCGGGUGGUUCAGGGAGUUCUGGUGAUGCGUUGUACAGGGAACUCUGGCAUGCUUGUGCGGGGCCAUUGGUCACGGUGCCACACCAAGACGAGCUGGUUUACUACUUCCCCCAGGGUCAUAUGGAACAGCUUGAAGCAUCUACAGAUCAACAGCUUGAUCAGCACUUACCUUUGUUUAAUCUACCAUCCAAGAUCCUGUGUAAGGUGGUCAAUGUAGAACUAAGGGCUGAAACUGAUUCUGACGAAGUUUAUGCUCAAAUUAUGCUGCAACCAGAAGCAGAUCAAAGUGAACCCACCAGCCAAGAUCCUGAGCCACAGGAGCCUGAAAGAUGCAAUGUUCAUUCCUUCUGCAAGACUUUGACUGCUUCAGAUACGAGCACCCAUGGUGGAUUCUCUGUCCUUAGGAGGCAUGCUGAAGAAUGUUUGCCCCAACUGGAUAUGACUCAGAAUCCACCUUGGCAAGAACUGGUGGCUAAAGAUCUCCAUGGAACUGAAUGGCAUUUCCGUCACAUUUUUCGAGGACAACCAAGGAGACAUCUACUCACAACUGGUUGGAGUGUUUUUGUUAGCUCGAAAAGAUUGGUUGCCGGUGAUGCAUUUAUCUUUUUGAGAGGUGAGAACCGAGAGCUGCGAGUUGGGGUUAGGAGACUCAUGAGGCAACUAAAUAACAUGCCAUCAUCUGUUAUAUCAAGCCACAGCAUGCAUCUUGGAGUCCUGGCAACUGCAUCCCAUGCCAUUUCUACUGGAACUCUCUUUUCUGUUUUCUACAAGCCCAGAACAAGUCGAUCUGAGUUUGUCGUUAGUGUUAACAAGUACCUUCAAGCUAAGAAUCAGAAGAUGACUGUUGGAAUGAGGUUUAAGAUGAGAUUUGAGGGUGAAGAAUCUCCUGAAAGAAGAUUUAGUGGGACAAUUAUUGGUGUGGGAAGCAUGUCAACUAACUCAACAUCUCCAUGGGCAGAUUCUGACUGGAGAUGUUUGAAGGUUCAAUGGGAUGAGUCUUCUGCUGUUCCGUGUCCAGAUAGAGUUUCGCCAUGGGAACUAGAACCGCUUGAUGCAACUAAUCCUCAGCCACCGCAGCCUCCUUUAAGAAAUAAGCGUGCACGACCCCUUGCUUCACCUUCUAUUAAUCCAGAACUCCCUCCAGUUUUUGGUUUAUGGAAAUCCCCAGCUGAGCCUACCCAAGCUUUCUCAUUUUCGGGACUGCAGCGUACUCAGGAACUAUACCAUUCAAACCCCAAUGCAAUCUUCUCAUCACCAAUGAAUGUUGGAUUUAAUCCAAAGAAUGAGUAUUCUACUCCAAUCAACAAUCAUUUUUACUGGCCAAUGCGAGACACAAGAGCUGACUCCUACUCUGCUACCAUUAACAAAGUUCCAUCUGAAAGGAAACAAGAACCUGCUACUGCUGGCUGCAGAUUAUUUGGUAUUGAGAUAAGCUCUGUAUUGUCACCGGUGGUUACUGUUGCUAGUGUUGGUCAAGAUCAACCACCUGCUGCCUCAGUAGAUGCUGAGUCUGACCAGCUCUCACAACCAUCCCAUGCCAACAAAACAGAUGUCCCAGCAGCAAGCAGUGAGCGUUCUCAUCAUGAAACUGAGAGCCGGCAAGUCAGGAGUUGUACCAAGGUAAUUAUGCAAGGAAUGGCGGUUGGAAGGGCAGUGGACUUGACAAGGCUAUAUGGGUAUGAUGAUCUUCACCGCAAGUUGGAAGAGAUGUUCGAUAUCCAGGGAGAGCUCUCUGCCAGUCUCAGGAAAUGGAAGGUUGUUUACACAGAUGAUGAGAAUGAUAUGAUGCUUGUGGGGGACGAUCCUUGGCAUGAAUUUUGCAGCAUGGUGAAAAGGAUGUACAUUUACACUUAUGAGGAGGCCAAGCGGCUGACUCCAAAGGCCAAGCAGCCAGUCAUUGGUGACACCAUCAAGCCAAACCCGAACAAACCGUCUCCUGAAUCUGACAUGCCACAGAGCGACUUGAAUGACACCACCCCAGUUGCCGAUAAGGACUGAUGAAUGCUAACUUGGCUCUAUCUUUUCCUCUUUUGGGUGUUGAUCAUGGGAGGCAAAUGCCCAUGCUCCUUGAGACUGCUAAGAGUUAUCUGUUCGUUGCUUCGCGGUCCCAAAGGACGUCGCCCCACAUCUACCUUGGUUCACACAUUGUGCAUGGCUGCUGUUGGACGGGCGGCGGAGUCGUUUGCCAACAAGGAUGGCUGGGAUGGGAAGGCAAGCAGACUGCAUGCCGUUCCCUGUGGCUUCCUUGUUUUGGUUUGGUAGGAGGCGUGACAUUGUUUCCAGGUACUUGGUUUUGGAGAAGAGGACUGGUAAUCGGUGAGCCUGCAAGACAGAAGGGUUGCCGCCGACUGGUCCUUCCCACCGGCGGGCCAACGUCUCACACCAGUAAAUAGGAAUUAUGUAUAACUAUUUUGGUAGUAGUAAUGUCGUACAUAUAUGUAUCAGCAUAUCAUGUUCCUCGCUACAUGCCUAUAGCAUCUGCAUCUGUUUUCCCUGCAUUGUAUUCGCAGCUUCGUAUUGGAUGCUUUGUGUUA